Cutaneotrichosporon oleaginosum is the source of this 261-nucleotide messenger RNA. RefSeq lists its product as uncharacterized. NCBI's taxonomy places the organism in Eukaryota, Fungi, Basidiomycota, Tremellomycetes, Trichosporonales, Trichosporonaceae. The record is from RefSeq and is a predicted model, not a curated record. Gene Ontology annotation, cellular component: spindle microtubule; DASH complex; mitotic spindle. Gene Ontology annotation, molecular function: microtubule plus-end binding.
AUGGCAGAAGAAUCCUACUUUGAGCGCGAAAAGGCGCGCCUUUUGCAAGAGAUCGCGACGGGCAUGGAGGACCUGAUCUCCACGACGAACGCGUACAACCGCAACAUCGAGGAGGCGUACGGCGUCGGGCGCGAGUUCAAGACCGUCGCCGAUCUGUGGGGCACGUUCGUGGCCGGCGCGACGGACCGGAAUAACGAGCUGCACGACCAGGGUGUGCCCGGUACGGGUGGGACGACGUUUGGCGCAAGCACGCGGUGGUGA